Molecule: messenger RNA, 459 nt
Organism: Aureobasidium musti
Lineage: Eukaryota; Fungi; Ascomycota; Dothideomycetes; Dothideales; Saccotheciaceae
Source: the annotation of a GenBank genome assembly
AUGUCGCUCCGCGCCGCGCCCUCGACGGGCUUCCUGCAGUCUUUCCUCGCUGUCGCUUCUGCAUCUCUCCGUCCUGCUGGUCUCUCAAGGAGCUUCCUCCCUAUCGGCGCACGAACAUGGCCCGCCCCUCUACUGCCUUCGAUCGUCAUUCCUAUUCCUGGACUCGUCUCGGAUAUCUGGGAGUCAAUUCUCAAGGCUGUACCGAAGAAGAAGACGUCACACAUGAAGAAGCGCCACCGACAAAUGGCUGGCAAGGGACUCAAGGAUGUCACUUCGCUCAACAAGUGCUCUGGCUGUGGAAGAGUCAAGCGCGCACAUUACCUGUGCCCUCACUGUGUCAUGAGCAUCAAGAAGUGGUUCAGCAACGACUUCGGCCCCAAGAAGCAAGAGUCUGAGUUGACCGAGUGGGAGAAGAAGGAGAAGCAGAGAAAAAUGGACCAAAGAGGUUACAAGCUCUAG